CCACGCUGCCCGCCUGCCUGGUCUCCUCCAACUCCUCGCGAGAGCUGUCCUGCUUGUCCAGGGAGAGGGGUUAGAUGGGGCAGAAAACCCCUCUCCGUCACAGUCUGGCUCCAUUUUCGCUUCGCUUCGGCUCCCAAGCUCCUCUCCUGGCAACUCCUUGACCCCUCGGCCGAGCACUGAGCCCUCUACCGUUCGGGUCCUUAUAAUCCUGACCAUUUGGAGACUCAUCCUCUUUUUUUGCACCAUCCUUUCUCUGUUGAUCCCGUCCUGCAUUAUCUUGUUCAAUCCCCUUGCUGCUGGCUGCACUCUUCUCUGCGUGCCUAUACCCCCAGCUGCAUCUAUCAGUAGCACCAUCUGGCUUUUCUCACACCAUCUUCCAUUCUAGACCAACCAAGUACAAAAGAUAUGCCUGAGCCCGUCCAGGUCGCGUACAAGCGCCUCAAGCUGCCCAAGGUCGGCGAGAACGGCUAUGUCGGUUUCCAGCCCGGCAAGAGCGAGGUCCUCAAGGCCGGCACCAAGCCUUUCGGCCACAAGGCUCUGACCAGCGACAUUCAAAUCGACCACGAUGUCGAGGUCGUCGUCCGUGACGGCUGCCGCCUCUACAUGGACGUCUAUCGUCCUGCCAACUCGAUAGAAAAGGUCCCUGCGAUCCUCAGCUGGUCGCCGUACGGCAAGAAGUACAGCGCCCUCGACAUGCUGCCCAUGUGCGUCUGGCACUGCUGUGUCGACCGCGACUCGUUGAGUGGCCUGGAGAAGUUCGAGGGUCUCGAUCCUGCUCUCUGGUGCCCCAAGGGCUACGCCAUCAUCAGUGUCGACACGCGCGGCACUGGCCACAGCGACGGCCAGAUCCCCAUCAUGGGCCCCCAAGACGCCGAAGAUGGCCACGACGUUGUCGAGGCCGUCGCCAAGAUGGACUGGUGCAAUGGCAACGUCGGCAUGGCCGGCAACUCGGCCCUUGCCAUUUCGCAAUGGUUCACAGCCGCGCAGGCCCCACCCUCGCUCAAGGCCAUCGCCCCCUGGGAAGGGAUGGGUGACAUGUAUCGUGAGCAAUUUUGCCGUGGUGGCUGGUUCUCCAUGAGCAACUUCGACCUCAUCACGAGUGAGAUCAUCCGUGGGCAGGAGAAUUCUGGUGUGGAGGACUGGGCCGAGAUGUACCGCCGGUCCCCGACACAGAAUGACUACUGGAAGGCCAAGCGCGUCGACAUGACCAAGAUCAAGUGCGCUACCUACAUCCGCGGCUCCGACGUUUCGGGCAUCCAUACUAUGGGCUGUAUCCGCGGUUGGCUCGAGAUCCCCCACGACAACAAGUGGAUCCACUGGAGCAGCAAGCAGGAGUGGUUCGAGCUGUACCAGGAGCCGCACGCCCAGGAGGAGCUCGCCGUCUUCUUCGACCGCUUCCUUCGAGAGCAAGACAAUGGCUGGGAGAAGAACACACCAAAGGUCCGGUGGUCCGCGCUGCAAUUUGGCGACCGGGAAGCCAUCGAUGACAUCGUCAUUGAGGACUUCCCUCUCCCCAACACUGACUACCGCGAGCUCUUCUUCCAGCCCGGUGGCCAGCUCGCCGGCACCAAGCCGGCCGAGGCCUCAAAAGUCACCUACGACUCGGAGAACCACAAGGACUUUGCCGAGUUCAAGUACACCUUUGAGGAGGACUCGCGGCUGAUCGGCCUGCCCAAGGCCAUCGUGUACGUCUCGUGCGAUGCCCGUGACGACUUCACCAUCUUCACAAUCAUCCGCAAGCACGACAAGGAUGGCAAGCCCCUGAUGCACCUCAACAUGCCGUUCAAGGCGACCCCCGUCAACAGCAUCAGCGAGAUCCCCGAGAAGGAGCAGGCCACCCUCAACCUACACCUGGGCCCCAUGGGUAUCCUGCGCGCCUCGCAACGCGCCAUUGACUCCUCCAAGAGCAUCCACCCCCAGUUCCCCUUCCACCCGCACGAGAAGCAGGAGAAGAUCCAGCCGGGCACUGUCGUCCGGCUCGAGAUUGGUAUCUGGGCCAUGGGCACUGAUUUCGAGGCUGGCGAGAGUGUCAGCAUUAGAGUCGGCGGUCAGUACCCUAGCAUCAUGGAGUACAAGACUUUCUCCGCGCCGCGCCCGGAGCACGAGCUCAACCGCGGCACCCACAAGGUGCACUUUGGCGGAGAGUACCCCAGCUCGGUCAUCUUGCCUUUCACCCCUUACAAGAAAUAGACGGCCACGGGAGUAAAUAAAGAAGAAAGCAAUCAAAAUAAAAACAAUGUACAGGCCUGAGGGUUCACUCGAAAGCAAUAGAUUUAGAAGGUCCCCAAGUGUAUAUACGUGCAGAGCAUUUACUUUGCGGGACAGGCAAGGGCAAGGAAUAGAGCUGUUCCAGCCUCGUACGAAUACCACCAG
Microdochium trichocladiopsis is the source of this 2373-nucleotide messenger RNA. Its product is annotated as hydrolase. Gene Ontology annotation, molecular function: dipeptidyl-peptidase activity. Lineage: Eukaryota; Fungi; Ascomycota; Sordariomycetes; Xylariales; Microdochiaceae. The coding region runs from base 406 to 2190 and encodes 594 amino acids. The transcript has 3 exons. The record is from RefSeq and is a predicted model, not a curated record.